GUAGACAUUACUAAGGUUUAUUUGAAAUAUGGUGAAUGUCCUAACACUUCUGAAGAAGUAUCUGAGGAAGGAUGUGCUGGCAUUAGAGAGCGUCCAGAGGAGGUUUAUGAGAAUGAUCCCAGGAAUGAUUGGGUUAACAUAUGAUGCACCUUUGACAGCACAGGGCCUGUACUCGCUGGAGUUUAGAAGCAUGAUGGGCGUUCUCAUUGAAACUUACCGAAUAGUGAAAAGCCUGGAUAGAGUGAAUGUGGAGAGGAUGUUUCCACUCAUGGGAGAGUCUAGGAUCAGAGGCUUUAGAAAGGAGAUGAGGAGGAAUUUCUUUAGUCAGAGUUAGGUGUAUCUGUGAAAUUAAUUGCCAUAGAUAGCUGAGAAGGAUAUUUUUAAGGAGGAGUUUGGAGAUUCUUGAUUUGUAAAGGUGUCAGUUGUUACGGGGAGAAGGCAGGAGAAUGGGGUUACGGGGGAAGAUAAAUCAGCCAUGAUUGAAAUGGGGAGUAGACUUGAUGGACCAAAUUCCUGAUUCUGCCCCUUAAAUCAAUGAACUUAUGAAGUCGAGGCAUUGGUGUGCUUUCCGGUCAGUAGCUUCAAAGUGGUUGGCUCAGAACUAAUUGUUGGUGAUAUCUAUGCCUAGGAAUUGAAACCCCUUGAUCAUCUCCACUUCGGCACCAAUGACGUAGACUGCAGUGGGUACUCAAUCUCGUUUUCUGCAGUGAGUGACCAGCUUCUUUAAUUUGCUGACAUUGCUCAUUUUUCCUGCAGCAGUAUUCUGGAAAUUCCAAAUCAUUCCUAGAGUUUUGGCAGUGCACUGCAAAUAAAUAAUCCCAAAAUUAAUAUUUGUGAAGCGGUUUUGUGCAAAUCAGUGUUGAUUGUUUCUUCUCCUCUGUGAAUUUACUAUUUCAUAUUUUGAGGCAAAUCUGAUUUCAUACUUUUCCCACCAAAUCUAAACAUGAUGACGAUUCUAGGAGGAAGGUCUGCCCGUAAUCACAGCCCACCUUUCAUCUGGUUCCGGUGACCACGAUUAACACGUUGAGCAAACAUGAGUCAGUGUUUGAAUGUGGUUGAGGUGCAGGGUAUAAAGACCGAAGGCAGCGAGGUGAAGGCAGAUCGAGAGAGAGAAGCAGCAACUUUACUUUGAGAACCCAGCCGGCUGAUCCCACACGAGGCAGAAUGAAAUCCUUCCUCCUCGCCAUCGCUGCUGUGCAGAUCCUCCACUGCUCAGGAGUGCCAAGCACCAAGGAUGCUCUGAGAGCCUCAGUUGCAAAACUGAAUGAAAUCACCGAGAUUACCAAUCUGUGUGCUAUCACCAGGAGAGGUGUAACAACUACCUAUCGCACAGGUAAACUGUCAUACAAUGUGGAUUUAACAUUCUCCGUGAAAGAAACAGUCUGCUCCAAGAAUUCUAGACAGGAAUUUGAGGAUUCCGGUUGCACCUUCCGCCCUAAGGACAUUGCUGAGAAAGGGUUUUGCAAAAGCCGUGUGGAAUAUUUUGCUGAUAAAGUGGCUGACGUUGAUGUGGAAUGUGAAGGUCUGAAGACCAUUGACAGUGAGAGUGACUCAGCAGAGUCCAAUGAAACCAGUAUUGAGGCUCAAAGCAAAUCAAAUGAGACAUCACUAGAGGAAACUUCAAGUGUGGAAAACAAGUCAGAAGAAACUUCACUGGAAGCUUCUUCAAAUGACAAAUCCAAAUCAACAGAGACAUCACUCGAGGAUCCAGUCAAUGAACAAGACAAAUCAGAAGAUACAUCAAUUGAGGAGUCUUCCAAUAUGAAAAGCAAGUCAACAGAAUUAUCUCAGGAGGAGUCUUCAAAUGAGGAAAUGAGGUCACAAGAUGGAAACACGAACCAUGAAUGAAACUCCUGAGAGCCUGAACACAGUGUGAACACAAGAAGACCUCAUUCAAAAUAAACAAGACACUGUCACCUGUACUGUACUUGCCCAUAUACAAGGACAGGGGCCUGGAGCUCCUGACUGCACAUAUCAUUGUAAAUGGGAGAUUCUACUGUUUGUAAAUAUUCUGUUUUAUUGCUGUUUAUUAUUAUUUAAUACAUUGUGGAUCUAAAUAAAAUUAUUAAUAAAUAUUCACGGCUUUGUUUCCGGAAUUUGUUUAGCAUGUCACUGAUCUACAGAGGUUCAUCCAGUCAUUGUGCUCGCAUCAGCCAUUCCCUCCCUUGUCCAGUAGGACUCCUGAUGUGGGAGCUUCACCGUCUGGCAAAAUCUUCAUGUGUUGGUCUAUUUACUGGUCUAUAUUAACGUCAGGCACAGCACCCUAGAUAGCUUAUUUCACUUGCAGCAAGAUUGAUUUAUUUGAGUAGUUUGACAUUCAUGUCAUACGUUAGCUUUUUAAAGUCUUCAACAAUUACAUUUUUAAAUAAUUCGAUUUUGGGGACAAUGAGAGAUGGGUUGGGUGUAUUUAAGGAUUAGAUAUUAUUGAAUUGACUGUUUUCCUCAAAGCUGCAGCUUGAAUAUUUUCUCUUGUUCAGUGGGUGAAUUCUUCAACACUGUACAACGAUGCAGCGGUUAGAGCAGCUGCUUCACAGUUCCAGUUAACCAAGAUCAAUCUUGACUUCUUGUGCUGUCUGUGUGGAGUUUGUGUGUUCUCCCUGUGACUGCUUGCGCUUCCCCUGGGUGCUCCAGUUUCAUCACACCUUCCAAAGAUGUGCAGGUCGUUGGGUUAAUUGCCUGCUGUAAAUUGCCUCCGGUAUGUAGUUGAGUGGGAGAAUUGUUUGAAACAUUUUGGAAGUUAAUUAAAAAUAUUAACAAAAUGUAAACAGACAAACUCAAUAAACCAGUGCUUACCAUUUAACUGAGUGGUGAGCUGGGCAGUUCUUUGAGAGGUGAUUCGUGCUGGCAUAUCUCCACCAACCCACUCCUAAAUCCCACAUUUCAUCUUGUGGGCCCCAUUACAUUCCUGUUGCUGGGAUUGUGGACUCUGAACAAUUUGCAGGGUCAGUUCAAGCUCAAGUCUUCUCAUCGUCAAUCUAUGGAAAUAACCAAAGGAUAGAUUCCAUAUGCAGAAAGUACGCUUUUGAUUUCUUGGUGAACAUGCAUUUCUGUGCCAUGCAUUUCAACAGAAUCUGUUAUUUAUCCAUUUUCAAUAAUUUCUGUUGCGGUUGCAAGUUAUGAUUAGCAGUGAACGUCAACAAGAUGACUGUCAUCCAGUGAUAGUAACUGC
Leucoraja erinaceus (little skate) is the source of this 3169-nucleotide messenger RNA. RefSeq names its product secreted phosphoprotein 24-like. The record is from RefSeq and is a predicted model, not a curated record. Gene Ontology annotation, cellular component: extracellular region. The coding region runs from base 1165 to 1848 and encodes 227 amino acids. Gene Ontology annotation, biological process: bone remodeling. The transcript has 9 exons. Lineage: Eukaryota; Metazoa; Chordata; Chondrichthyes; Rajiformes; Rajidae.